AUGAAGAGGAAGAUGCCCCAGGACAGCCAGACAGGCAAAUCCCAUCCUGUCGUUUUCCUUCGUUCCCCCGACAAGAAGCUGAGGAAAGAGACCAGAGAGGACAAAUCCCGACAGCAGAACCUCAUGGAAGAGGCCAUUUUGAGUGGAUCCACAGAAGAGGAAUCCAGCCGGGAGGAAAAGUACCAGAGAUUUCACAUUAAGAAGGGCUCCACACCCAUCCAAGGAUGUUCUGAUGAGGAAAUACCCACUCUAUUCCAGGGACGUGGUAAGAGAUCCAGCCAGAGCUCAGACCUCAUGGCCCAUGAGCAGCGUCAUGACAAAGAGAGGUGCUAUGAGUGCUUGAAGUGUGGGAAGAGCUUUAGCCAGAACUCCUCCCUGAUCCGCCACCAAAGGAUCCACACUGGGGAACGGCCCUACCAGUGUGGGGAAUGUGGGAAGGGCUGCAGAGACAGCUCUGCCCUGAUUGUCCACAUGAGGAUCCAUAAUGGGGAGAGGCCCUAUGAGUGUGCGGAGUGUGGGAAGAGCUUCAGCCACAGCUCCAGCUUGACUGUCCACAAGAGAACCCACACUGGGGAUAGGCCCUACCAGUGUGGGGAAUGUGGGAAGGGCUUCAACCAGAGGUCCAAAAUGAUCAUCCACCAAAUGACUCACACUGGGGAGAGGCCCUACAAGUGUUCCCAGUGUGAGAAGAGGUUUCAGACCAGCUCCACUCUCCUCGUGCACCAGCGCAUUCACACAGACGAGAGGCCCUUCCGCUGCCCUGACUGUGGGAAGGGUUUCAAGCACAACUCCACCCUCGUCACCCACCUGCGCAUCCACACUGGGGAGAGGCCCUACAAGUGUCCCCAGUGUGGGAAGAGCUUCUCAGACAGCUCUGCCUUGACCCAACACCAACACAGACACCGGUAAGGGAAGCCCUGCGAAUGCCCCAGCUAUGGAAAUGGCUUCAUGUGCGUCUCCAACCUCAUCCUCCAUCAGAGGACCCACAUUGGGAAGAGCCCUGGUGACCCACAUUUCCCUUAACCCAUGCUGGGAAGACACCUGUCCCUCUCCCUGCCCCUAGCAAUGAUGUGAGGUGGGAUUGAAGAACGUGAGGGUCUGGCCAUUGACUCAUUGUAUUUGAUCUCAUCUCAGGUCAUUGCCAGGGGCCAGGAAAGGGACUCUCUCUUCCCCAGGGAGAAGGGUGUCCAUUCCAGGCCGGAGGAAAUACAUGGCCAGGAAGAGCCAGUUGUUGUUGUUGUAGUUUUCUCUGUAUAUUGUUUUUCUUACCCCUUCUGUUAUCAAUAUUUUUUCUGUUCCUAUUUGUUCCUUAUCUUGUUGCUGUUCCCAGUAAAUUGUUCUUCUCCCAGCCUGGGAUCUUUGCCUUUUGUACUUUCAGGGGGAGGCUGGAGGGCAGCGAGCGGCAGCACGGUUUUAGCAGGAGCAGGAAAUUGGGGAAUCCCAUUCCUAAAGCCCGGCCCAUGGAAACCGAGCAUCCCAGCUGGU
Molecule: messenger RNA, 1485 nt
Organism: Prinia subflava (tawny-flanked prinia)
Lineage: Eukaryota; Metazoa; Chordata; Aves; Passeriformes; Cisticolidae
Product: zinc finger protein 239-like
Exons: 2
Coding region: 1-909 (302 amino acids)
Source: RefSeq, a predicted model, not a curated record